AUGUUUUCCACCUUCGAACAAGCUUUCAAUUUCACGGCCCAGGCGGGAGCCUGGGCUCUCGAGAAUCCCACUUUAGCUGCAUGUGCGGUAGCUGGCGUUGGAGGAGUUGCUGUUGCUGCAGCUCCAGUACUAGUAACAGGCCCAGUGCUAUCAGGCCUAGGAUUUAACGUCGGUGGUGUCGCUACAGGGUCUAUCGCUGCUGGAAUUCAAAGUUCUAUGGGUAAUGUCGCAGCUAAUAGCCUUUUUGCCGUGGCACAAAGUGCAGGAGCAGGAGGUCUCGGUGGUGUGACUGCAAAUAUUGCUGCACAGUCAUGUGGUGUGCUCACGACUAUGGGAAGUGCUGGUUUGGCCUGGAUAAAGCGCAACUCGACUGGUUGA
This is a messenger RNA of Penicillium coprophilum, 378 nucleotides long. RefSeq lists its product as uncharacterized. The transcript has 3 exons. Gene Ontology annotation, cellular component: membrane. NCBI's taxonomy places the organism in Eukaryota, Fungi, Ascomycota, Eurotiomycetes, Eurotiales, Aspergillaceae. The record is from RefSeq and is a predicted model, not a curated record. Bases 1 to 378 code for a protein of 125 amino acids.